AUGAACGCUGCAACUAAGGUGCUCCUCCUCCCCGAGUUGCUGGAGGCAAUUCUGCUCUAUCUGAAGGAUUACCGGUUUCUCUUCCUUGCUCAACGCGUGUGUUCGCAAUGGCAAGCCGUUAUCAUGCAGUCCCAUAAAAUUCUACAAGUCCUAUGGCUAGUUCCCAGGGAGCAUGAAGAGCCACGUCCAGCCAAGCGUGCAUCCUACACUUGGAAGAGUAAGAAGACCAGUGGUCAGGAGACCUCCAGCAGUAACAACAAGAACCGGAUGGCAAUGGGAGAAUUCGUCGACUACUCGGUAGCGUUUAGUUGCCGCUUCAAAAUUCCGCGCUGGCACUUAGAAAAUAAUCUGCCGAGUGCGUACCGCGACCGUAAUGGGGACAAAUGCUCCUGGGACCUUACCAUUUACGGGCAUGCCGAUACUUAUGGAAUGACACCAAAUUUAUGGGGCGUCAAGACCGGUAGACCAGCCCUGGAAGAUCUCAUUAAAAUGGAGGAUCUGAAAAUACAUAUUCCCGCACAGAACGUCGAAGAAUAUCUGUAG
Molecule: messenger RNA, 543 nt
Organism: Aspergillus niger
Lineage: Eukaryota; Fungi; Ascomycota; Eurotiomycetes; Eurotiales; Aspergillaceae
Exons: 2
Coding region: 1-543 (180 amino acids)
Molecular function (GO): protein binding
Source: RefSeq, a predicted model, not a curated record